Messenger RNA from Parastagonospora nodorum SN15, 948 nucleotides. RefSeq lists its product as hypothetical. The record is from RefSeq and is a predicted model, not a curated record. The coding region runs from base 1 to 948 and encodes 315 amino acids. NCBI's taxonomy places the organism in Eukaryota, Fungi, Ascomycota, Dothideomycetes, Pleosporales, Phaeosphaeriaceae. The transcript has a single exon.
AUGGAAGGCCUCGUGGUAACUGAGGUAGGAUCGAACAGGGUUCGCAUCACGGGCGCUAAGGGGCAUCCUGCACCUGUUACUACUAAGGUUGGCAUAUCUGCGCGAGCUGGGUAUCGUGCAGAGUUUCACUACUACAUCACCGGUCUAGAUCUGAAAGAAAAGGUCAAAAUGGUGGAGCUGCAAACCAAGGCACUGGCCGGCCGCCAGGUGGACAAGCUGCACGUGUUGGAAUUCCAAGUAGCUGGAUCAAUCCCCGAAGACCCAAGAUCGCAAGAUGAGGCUACUGUAGAUAUGCGCAUCUACGCGCAGAGUCGAGACCCCUCAGUUCUCGGAGCAAAUCAGUUCCUCGUCUGGUGUAAGCAAAACAUCCUUCAAAGCUAUCCAGGAUGCACACCCAACACCGAUCUCCGGCAAGGAGUUGGAAGGCCGUACUUUGACUACUUCGUCACGGUGCUAGAUCAGAGCCAUGUCGUGGAGACCGUCUUUCUUCCCGACGGAAGCUCCAAGCGCAUGCCGCCACCGACUCGCACACGACAGUAUCCAAACAAGCAAGUUUCAUAUGAUACGCCCGAGCCUUAUCAGCUAUCGACCUGGGGACCUACUCGACGAGCGCCUUUGGGCUUUGUAGUGCUCGGAAGGUCGGGCGACAAGUCGUCUGACGCAAAUGCAGGCUUCAUAGCCCGAAGCCAAGACGAAUGGGAUUGGCUAAAAAGCUUCUUGUCUCUGGCCAAAUUCAAAGAACUUCUGGGCAAAGACUACACAGGUAAGCCGAUUGAGCGCUUCGAGAUGCCGGGAGUGCGAGCCGUGCAUUUUCUGCUCAAAGGGCAUCUCAAAGGCGGAUGCAAUUCAUCGGCAGGAUUUGACGCGUACGGAAAGAACUUGGCCGAGUACGUACGAGCGAGGCAUGUCGAUGUUCCCGUAAGGUUUCUUGAGCGGGGGCGAAUUUGA